AUGGAUGCAGUGACCUAUGAUGAUGUGCAUAUCAACUUUACUCUGGAAGAGUGGGCUUUGCUGAAUCCUUCCCAGAAAAGCCUCUACAAAGAUGUGAUGCUUGACACGUACAGGAACCUCACUGCAAUUGGCUACAGUUGGGAUGACCAUAAUAUUGAAGAAAUUUGUCAAAGUUCUAGAAGCCAUAGAAGGCAUCUUCAAAGAACACAUACUGGAGUGAAAACCCAUGAAUGUAAUCAAUGUGGUAAAGUCUUUGAAAGUCAUGGUCACCUUCAAAUACAUAAAAAAACACAUACUGGAGGGAAACCCUGUGUAUGUAAUCAGUGUGGUAAAGCUUAUUCUCGAGUCAGUUGUCUCCAAAUACAUAAAAGAACAUAUACUAGAGUGAAACCCUAUGAAUGUAAUCAAUGUGGUAAAGCUUUUGCAACUUGAGGUGUGCUUAAAAGACAUAUAAGAACACAUACAGGAGAGAACCCCUAUGAAUGUAAUCAAUGUGGUAAAGGUUUUUCAAGUGGUGGUGAGCUUAAAAGACAUAUAAUAACACAUACAGGAAAGAAAUCCUAUGAAUGUAAUCAAUGUGGAAAAGCAUUUUCACAAUACUCUAGACUCCAAAUACAUAAAAGAACACAUACAGGAGAGAAACCCUAUGAAUGUAAUCUAUGUGGUAAAGCUUUUUCACAACGUAGCAAUCUUGUAGCUCAUGAAAGAACACACACUGGAGAAAAACACUAUAAAUGUUAUCAAUGUGGUAAGACCUUUUCAACAGCAGGUAGUCUACAAACACAUAAAAGAAUACAUACUGGAGAGAAGCCCUAUGCAUGUAUCCAGUGUGGUAAAGCAUUUUCACAAUGCUCUAGACGCCAAAAACAUAAUAAAACACAUACUGGAGAGAAACCCUAUGAAUGUAACCAGUGUGGUAAAGCAUUUUCACAACAGUGCAAUCUCGCAGCUCAUAAAAGAAGGCAUACUGGAGAGAAACCCUAUGAAUGUCAUCAAUGGGGUAAAGCCU
This is a messenger RNA of Mesocricetus auratus (golden hamster), 1009 nucleotides long. Its product is annotated as zinc finger protein 431-like. NCBI's taxonomy places the organism in Eukaryota, Metazoa, Chordata, Mammalia, Rodentia, Cricetidae. The coding region runs from base 1 to 432 and encodes 143 amino acids. The record is from RefSeq and is a predicted model, not a curated record. The transcript is spliced from 2 exons. Gene Ontology annotation, biological process: regulation of DNA-templated transcription.